CACGAUGUCCGACGGUGGAUCUGUGCCUGGCAGCGCGUGGUUCUACCAGCCCUCGUUUGCAACACCAAUGAUGUAUGCCGGGAACUAUGCAUUGAUAGGGGCAUACCACCUUCACCGAUGCAUGUCAGUUCUAAGGUUCGAACGUUUUUGUAGCUUCAUUUCGCUGACACUACGCUCCAGCCGCUUCAAUUGGUCUUGGGUAAACUGCUGCUUUUUCGUGAGCUGCGUCCUCUACUUCCAAGGGUAUAUGGUCCGUCAAGUAGCCAGGUACCUCCUGUGCUACAACAACGUCUAUGCCUACCUUGCGAGCACUCUCCCGAUCGACUUGGCUGCUCCCAUCCUCAUUGUAGCUAACUGCUGCAUCCUCGCCGGCACCUUCUCCUACGUCCCCCACCUCUCCCCGAUCCACCCGGACCGCAUGGUUCCUGUCCUCGGCACGCUCACCGCCGUUGUCGAGACCAUCCGUGUCUACCUGACCCUCCGCGCGCCCUCCAACCCGUCCUACUACGCCCCGCACAGCUUGGAACUCACACGCGCCUCCCUUGCUCUGCAACUCAGCGCCAUCACACUCUUUUACCUGCUCGCUGCGCGCUUCCACUACCGUGUUGUCCAAAGCGUCCGUGUCCCGUACUACAAUCGGGUGCGCGCUGUGCUGCGUACCCUGUAUGUCUCCAUGCUGCUAAUCCUGGUGCGAACGCUGUACCGCAGCGCCGCGCACUUCGGGGGGGCGGAUGCGUAUGCGUUGUUAGUCCUCAGCAGCGGGAGUGCGGCGGAGCAGCCAGAGAGUCUGUGGCAGGAGUUAUUCCUUUUUCUGUUUGAGGCCGGUGCAAUGAUGUUUAAUGUGAUAAUGUGGUAUCUCAGGCAUCCGAAGGACUUUUUGCCGCCGCCUGGGUGUGGGAGGUAUCUGGCGCCGGAUGGGAAGACGGAGGUGGAUGGGUCUGUGGAGGGGGCGGCAGAGAAGCGGAAGAUGUGACACGCUAGGUCCCUUCAGGGUAGGCAGGUACCUAUGUAGCUAUUUGGGGACCGGGAAGGAAGAGAGAGGCGGUAUGGGAAAGAUAAAUCCAGCCUAUGGGGGUGAACUUGGAACAAAGCAAUUCUCUCAGGGUAUGCGUUUCAACGACAGUUGCGAGUGAGGUAAAGUAGGGAUAUUAGCCUGAGGUUCAGCCUGUACCGUCUCGAGAUCCCAACAGCUUUGCCAGCGAUCUUGUUCUAGUAGAUAUAUCGGAAGCCCGGGGUUUCCCGAUCCGUCAGGUCCG
Chaetomium strumarium is the source of this 1256-nucleotide messenger RNA. RefSeq lists its product as uncharacterized. Bases 5 to 973 code for a protein of 322 amino acids. The record is from RefSeq and is a predicted model, not a curated record. Gene Ontology annotation, cellular component: membrane. The transcript is spliced from 3 exons. NCBI's taxonomy places the organism in Eukaryota, Fungi, Ascomycota, Sordariomycetes, Sordariales, Chaetomiaceae.